Molecule: messenger RNA, 3059 nt
Organism: Polypterus senegalus (gray bichir)
Lineage: Eukaryota; Metazoa; Chordata; Cladistia; Polypteriformes; Polypteridae
Product: zinc finger protein 664-like
Exons: 3
Coding region: 281-1540 (419 amino acids)
Biological process (GO): regulation of transcription by RNA polymerase II
Cellular component (GO): nucleus
Molecular function (GO): RNA polymerase II cis-regulatory region sequence-specific DNA binding; DNA-binding transcription factor activity, RNA polymerase II-specific
Source: RefSeq, a predicted model, not a curated record
CGGACUGCUCGGGCUGUCGUACAAGGCACGUGUCUGCACUUGCGGUGACAAAAGGGAGCAGAAGAAAGCGAACAAGUGAAAGAGCGGCGAUGAGGAGAAUAUGUCCGUGUGUCGAUAUAAAGGACCCUCCUUUACAGGUCAUAUGGACAUGAAGUGAGAUGUCUAAUGACCUCCAGGCCAGGACCGUCCAUGUGAGAAGGAAUCUUAGAAGAGAAGAGCAGACACUUGCGGGAGUGAGAAGAGCUUUACUUGGAGCACAGCCUCAGCAAGCAAUAACCGCAUGGAUGGAGGACUGGAGCCCAUUAAACAAGAGGACAGCGAGUGGGGUCCCCCCAAACAUUUGUCUGUUAAGCUGGAGGAUUGUGAAGGAAGAGUUUCACUUUUUAAAGAGGAGGAGUGCAAGGAGAAGACUAUUGAAAUUAAAGCUGAGAAAUCCGAGGAUUUGCCAGUUAGUCUUGAACUGCAAAAACAUGAAACAGGGAAUUUUUCUAAGGAAGAUAUUUGUGAAGAAUCGCAUUGCAAUUCACAACCUUCUUUCACUAAUCUGAAACAACAGAUGAGCCGGCAGAAUUCUAUAGAGCUGAAAUCUGAGCUAACUGAGUGUGAAGAGAAAAUCAGCAAAGGAAUCGGGAGAGACGCAGAUGAACGGGAUUCAUCUAUGAGUGUGGAAAGAAAUUUACGUGUGAAUGUCCGCUUCUCCCCAUCUUCAACUGCUCAGCCCUUUCUUGAGUGCAAACUGGAACAGAAACAGGACAAAGAGAAGAUAAAGAAAUCAAUAAGAAGAUCAAAAAAUUUGACAACAUCCUCUUUCCAGUGUAGUUCUCUUUUUCUGGGAGAAGCUAUCAAAACUGACCGAGAACAGGCACAUAACAUGGAUCAAGAGGCGUUGUGUCUUGGUCAAGAAUGUGGAGAAACUUUGAAAAAGAAGUCUGACUGUAAAGAUAACAAGUCAGCCCAUUCAAAACCAAAGCCAUAUGGCUGUUCUGCAUGUGGCAAACGUUUCCUCUAUAACAGCAAGCUUCAAAGGCACAUAACAAUUCAUACUGGAGAAAAGCCGCAUUGCUGCUCUUAUUAUGGCAAAAGAUUUAGCCAACUUAGCAAUCUUCAGAGUCACACAAGAAUUCAUACUGGAGAAAGGCCAUAUUGCUGUUCUGAAUGUGGCAAAAGCUUCUUCUAUAACAGCAACCUUCAGGUACACCUAAGAAUUCAUACUGGACAAAAGCCAUAUUGCUGCUCUGAAUGUGGCAGAAGAUUUAGCCGGAGUAGCGAUCUUCAGAAUCACACAAGAAUUCAUACUGGAGAGAAGCCAUAUUGCUGUUCUAUAUGUGGCAAAAGAUUCAGCAAGAGUACCAAUCUUCAGAUUCACACAAGAAUUCAUACUGGAGAAAAGCCAUACUGCUGUUCUGAAUGUGGCAAAGGAUUUAGCCGGAGUAGCGGUCUUCAGAGUCAUGCGAGAAUCCACAAAGGAGAAAAGGUCCUAAAGGAGUACGUUGGGGGGCUGAAGAAGCAGGAGGAAGAAGUCAAAAAUUCCUCUUUCUAAUUACUAAUGAGUACCAUCAUGUGGAGGGCUUUGUUGUAAAAAAUCUAAACCAAACCUCAUGAAGGCAAAACUACUUUUAUACUAGGAAAAGGACCCGACAAAGUAAUUCAUGCUGGCCGCACGUCUUCCAGAUUUAAAAGGUGCUCUUUACGUGACACUGCACCAGGGUAGGUGAUGGUGCUAGUGAUAGUGCAAAAUCUUCAGGAGAAGGAAAGAGGAUCUCCAGUGUGUUGUCAGUCUAAAUGGACAGUAUUGCUGGCCCCACCACAGGGGAACAGAAAAGACUACAAAGAUGUAGCGUGAGUAAGAAAUGAAGAGGACUGGACAUAGUCCAUUGGUCACUUGAAGAUAAAGAGGAGAUCGUGUACUGCUACUUUUAUGUACCAAAUCCCAAAUUUCUGACUAAACGAUACGCCAAGAGGUCUUGCACAAAACUGGAAUCUCGGAAAGUAGUAUUGACUUCCAAACUAAAUAACUGAUGACAACCUUAGAUCACUAAUCACAAUACUUAGAGUGUAAAUGAGCCAAGACAGAGCAGCAAAAGAAGAAAUAAUACUGGAAGAAAGGCAAGACCCGGGAGCAUAAGAAUAGAACAGUCAAAGACCUGAAGAGAAGAGGAGAGAUCUUGUAUGGUGUGGCAUCUACGCAAACAAAAUCAUUAGCCACCUAACUUAAUAAAAAGAGAGGAAACAGACAUUUGAAAACAAAUUCAGAAAUAAAACACCUAAAUUUGAAUAGACACACAGAGAGAAUGCUUACUACUCAGAAAUUAAAUGUCUUUAAAAGUAAUCAGUUCUCAAAUAAAGAAAUAAAGGAAAAAAACUUUUGAAGGAGUUAAUCGAAGGAAUCGAGGUACAACAUUCUGAAUCUGACAGUGAGAACCUGUCUGCCACAGAAACCACCCAAGGACCACAAGAGAAGUUGACUCCAAAAUGUCCAGGAUGCAGAACAGCCAGAAAUAGAAAAACCUGCAAAAACGCCAACAAAAGUUUAAUGGAAUUCUAAAAUGAAUAAAUAUACCAUGAAAGAAACAGAAAAGAGACCAUCAAUUAAGGAUAAAGGAAAUCAAGGAAGAGCUGCUGGACCUUGUCGAUAUGGACAAACACAGAGAAAUCUAUAGAAGAGAAAAGUGACCAAGAGUGUCAUUAAACAACGUGACACAUGCAGUAUUAUAGCCGAGGUCAACAAGGCCGUAACUGAAAUAAAGCAAAGCCAACAGCAGAUGAUGGAGCUAACAGUAGUCAACAGGAUCAAAUACUGUCCAGUGAAACUGAUCGCUGUUACAUUAGCAGACCAGAAGAAUAUUAGGGUAAGGGAAAAACAACAGAACUACAUUCCUCCAUAGAUGAAACAAAUUGAGGGGAAAAAAUAAACAAUCUGGGCGAUUUCAUUAAUCAAGGCCUACUUGGAAGAGGUGAGAUCUGGUAAAGUCCUGGCUGAAAUACGACAGCUAAAACUACAGUUUUGUGUAUUAAACACAUGAGAAGUUGGAAACUACACAGUAAAAAAAAAAAAAAUC